Messenger RNA from Myiozetetes cayanensis, 3192 nucleotides. Its product is annotated as acyl-coenzyme A thioesterase 1-like. Gene Ontology annotation, molecular function: fatty acyl-CoA hydrolase activity. Lineage: Eukaryota; Metazoa; Chordata; Aves; Passeriformes; Tyrannidae. Gene Ontology annotation, biological process: fatty acid metabolic process; acyl-CoA metabolic process. The record is from RefSeq and is a predicted model, not a curated record. The transcript has 3 exons. The coding region runs from base 1 to 1260 and encodes 419 amino acids.
AUGGCGGUGCAGGUGAUGGUCCUGCCUUCCCCCAGGUGUCUGUUCGAUGACCCUGUGCAGAUCCGUGUGGUGGGUCUCCAGCCGCAGCAGGCGGUCACCCUUCGAGCGAGCCUGGUGGAUGAGAGCGGGGAGCUUUUCCAAGCCCACGCUCACUACAGAGCUGGGAGCAGCGGAGAGCUCGACCUCAGCUGCUCCCCAGCCCUGGGGGGCAGCUACUUGGGAGUGGAGCCGAUGGGACUGCUGUGGUCUCUGCAGUCUAAAACGCCCUAUAAGCGGCUAGCAAAGAGGAAUGUCCUGACCCCUUUCUGUGUGGACUUGGAAGUGUAUGAGGGCCAUGGGGACAUGAGCCGCUUGCUGGGAAAAUGUGCCAACGAACGAUGGUUUUUAGGAGAGGGGGUGAAGAGGAUUUCAGUCAGAGAAGGUCGUCUGAAAGCAACCCUCUUCCUCCCUCCUGGACCUGGCCCAUUCCCUGGACUUGUUGAUUUGUAUGGAUCUGGAGGAGGUCUUGUUGAAUACAGAGCAAGUCUCCUGGCUAGCAGAGGCUUUGUGACCCUGGCUGUUGCUUACAUGGCCUUUGAAGAUAUCCCUACUACUCCAGAGGUUCUUGAACUGGGCUAUUUUGAGGAAGCUGUGAACUUUUUGCGGAAGCAGCAGCAGGUGAAAGAUACUGGGAUUGGUGUUUUGGGCUUGUCUAAAGGAGCUGAUCUAGCCCUUUCCAUGGCCACAUUUCUACCUGGCAUCAAGGCAGCUGUCAGCAUAUCUGGAAGUUGUUUUAAUUCCUUCAUUCCACUGAAGGGGAAUGGCUUCACUAUUCCUCCCCACCCAUAUAAUCUGGAGAGGAUGAAAAUCAGUGAUGACUCUGGCCUAGUAGAUUUUUCAGAUGUCUUAGAUGAUCACAGGGACCCAGCAACUUGGGAUUGUCGCAUUCCAGUGGAGAGGUCCUUAGCCAAGUUCCUGUUCUUGUCUGGACUGGAUGACACAAACUGGAAAAGUGACCUGUAUUGCCAGGAUGCUGUUCAGCGCCUUCAGCACUUUGGACGGGAAGUGGAGUUUUACUCCUAUUCUGGAGCAGGGCACCUCUUGGAACCACCAUACUUGCCUCUGUGCCGGGCUUCAAUCCACAGAGUGCUUGGGAUGUUUGUGUCUUGGGGAGGGCAGUGGAGGGAGCAUGCUAAAGCCCAAGAAGAUGCAUGGCGCAGGAUACAGGCCUUUUUCUGGCAGCAUUUAAUGGACUCAGACAUCCCUAAGAGCAAGCUAUAGUGGAAGUUGUCAAAGAUGCUGGGGUUGAUAUUUCAGUACUCACUAAAUCUUGGAAACUCAUCAAAAGUUUCCUGGACUGCCUUUCUCUAAAUCCCACUGUUACAUCACUGUUUAUUUUCUUUCUCCUAAUAGUUUUCCAUUUUUUAGUUGAAUUUCGGCUGACUUCUGGCCACAGCUUCACUGUAUCUUGGCACCGUCUGGUCUGCCUGUGUGCUGCAGUCUGACCUAGCAUCCCGUCAUGUAGAUUGCAUUUGUAAUGAGCUAUUUUUACCCUCGAUCUGCAGCCGUCUCCUUCCAUAAGAGGGAAUACUCUCACAGGAGGAGUUUUCCACUGAAUUAUUUAGGAAUAUUAUUUCUAUAGGAAACUACCAUUAAAAAUAAGAAUACUUUCCAUCAGCAAAUCAACAAUGAGGUGACUGAUGCUUUCAUACAGUUGUUACAUUGUCACAUUCAGCAAUCAGGUACGAGGAAAACUGUGUUGAAACUAGAGGAUGAAGGGAGCUGACUGGUGACUCCAUCGACAAUGAUGGCACAUGGGAUUUCUUUGGUUUUUUGCUCUGGAAUGAAAGCUUUGCUACCCAGUUAAAAGCCCUUUGUCAUUUGGAUGGCAGCUGCCAAGAAAGACUGAAAAAGCUGAUUUAGCUGAACAGCUCUGUGCAGAAAAUAUUCCAGCCAAUUCACUUUCACUGAGAAUAUUUUUAAAAUGAAACUCAGAUUUGAAACUUGUCUUCAGGAAACAGAAACUAGACGCAGACUAAUAUGAAAUAACUGGAAAUGUCUUAAUUUCAAUAAAGUGCUUCUUUCUGUUCUUGAGCAUGUUUUUAAGUAUUUUGCCGAAGAUGUUGAUAUUUAAUGUUUCUUCUGCUGAAGAGAUGAUUUAGACAAAUAGGGCUAUAAGGCUAAGAUCACAUUUUUUUUCCAAGUUAAUAGCAAAAAUUCUACUAAUUGCAGCCUGUUGAAUCAGAGUAAUUUAUAUAGUUUCUCCAGGCCUACUGAAUACAGACAACAUUAUUCAAGAGCAAUGCAAAUUAUUUAAUUAAAGAUAAUAGACCUUUAGCUGCAAGAGAUCCUCUGCCAAGCACAACUGAUAAAACUAAUAAAAAUUGGAUGGGAAAAGCUGUUCUUGUAAUCUGCUUGUGAUAAAAUAGAGCAUCAGAUAACAUGAAUGUAAUGUAACAUGAAUGGCUUCUUACUCAGGUGAAGCGGUGUCUCUGGAUGGCUUCUACAAGCAAGGUUGUUUCACAGCCAUGGGACAGAAGGGAUGAAGUGAGAGAUGAGAACAUACGUUGUGCGGUGUAAUUUAGAGGCAACUUCUCCAUUUCUUUUUUCUGUUUCCUGUGUGUGUUUGGAAUUCUAAAUAUUUAGAUGUUUGUUUUGUUUUUUUUUUAUAAAUUCAAUACUUAGUAAUUUCUCUAAUAUGUUACCAGAUAAUUUGUUAUCAAGCUGAGGGAUAAGACCAAUGUUUAAGGUCAAAAUACAAAUAGUAAAGAUUUUUUUGGUAUCAGUAUUUUUCUAAGAAAUUUAUAAUUCUACCCUUUCAGAAAAAAAAAUCACUAUUCUCUACUUUUUAGUGCUCCAUAUACAUUAUUCAAAAAUGGAAUCUGAGCCAAAUGUAGUAUUAAGCACAGAUAAAGUGAUACUUUGUGUUUGGCAAGAAGGAAGAUUAAUAAUUCGAAUGAACUAAUGCUCCUUGCAGCAUUUACUGCAAAAUAUCCCUGCUAUUUUACAUUGUCCAGGAGAAAAACUAGAAAUGCUGAAAAAGUCUUAAAAAAAUUGUCCAAGCAAAAUUGACAUUAAACCUAAAAAUUUCUGGACCCUGACUCUAGAUAGCACUUAAAAAAAUAAUUAAAUUAGUUACAUUCUAUUUAUUUAGGAUUAUAUCUUUUCAGUUGGAGCCCCUGCUGGUCUAGUGGUAAAGGCGCCGCGCUAUCA